AUGAAAUCAAAAUCUUCAGAUCUUUGUUUCUUCCGUGCAGAAGAGAGUAAGUAUUGGGAAUGGUUAGAGACCAAACUCAUGUCUAGUUUACCUUUGAUCACUCUGAAAUAGGUUGAGGACUACACGGUUGGUUACAUGAAGCAGGUGAAGCUAACAUGAUUUUAUCUUUCUGUUUUUUUCAGGGAGUUUCUUGGACCCUCUAGAAUGCAGAUUGGGAGAACGUGAGAACAGCUGCAAGAGAAAGUCUGAGGAGCCGCUCAAUGAAAGACCCAGCAAGAGGAGCAGGACGAGCCUAAGUCCCUCCGACAGCGGCAACCUGAAGGUUCACUGUCUUUCACUGAGUUCAGACUCCUCCACUGAGUCCUCUGUCUGCUCAGGUAAGAUGAGAAAGAAAUGACAGAAAAGUUAAUUAAGCUUGUGUUAAUCGGGUAAAUGCUACUUUGAGACAUAAUUCAUGUAAACAUCAUUGUGAGUUAGACUUUGUGUUUUUGUUGAGGUUUAGUGAACAAUGUCUUCACUUUAUACUUAAAUAUGAAAAGUAGUUAUUUUCUGAGACAGGGAGAAUUUCAAAUGAAGGCCUGCCUCAAAUGAAGGCCUGUUUUAUAUGAAGGCCUGGUAGCUGAGGCUGUAAAAUCAAAUAACCCAGCAAAAGUUGUCUCUAAUUCAGUUGCCAUGGAAACAUUAAUACAAACAUGCCCGAUAAUUGGAGUCUUUUGUUUACGUUUGAAUUUUGACAGAAUUUAUGACCUGACCAAGGACAGGAUGUAUGUACUUGAACAUCUAAAAGCUUGUCAGCUUCUUCGAUUGCUUGAGAGAGAGAGACAGACAGAUAGAGAGAUAUCAAAUCCAAACCCUGUAAUAUCAAUCGAACUGUUCGGACUGAUCAGUGAUUCACAAAGUUGGAAAUCAUCGGUGCUUGAGAAUCGUGAAAUCCAAAUCUUUUUUUUUUUCUUUUGAAAUCCAAAUCUUUGAAUACCAAUCAAACUGAUCAGCUAUGAGAACAAUGGAAUCAACAUUUCCAGAUGUUCGUUUCUUCUGUGCAGAAGAGAGUAAGUAUUGAGAAUGGUUAGAGACCAAACUCAUGUCUUGUUUACCUUUGAUCACUCUGAAAUAGGUUGAGGACUACACGGUUGGUUACAUGAAGCAGGUGAAGCUAACAUGAUUUUAUCUUUCUGUUUUUUUCAGGGAGUUUCUUGGACCCUCUAGAAUGCAGAUUGGGAGAACAUGAGAACAGCUGCAAGAGGAAGUCUGAGGAACCGCUCAAUGAAAGAUCCAGCAAGAGGAGCAGGACGAGCCUAAGUCCCUCCGACAGCGGCAACCUGAAGGUUCACUGUCUUUCACUGAGUUCAGACUCCUCCACUGAGUCUUCUGUCUGCUCAAGUAAGAUGAGAAAGAAAUGACAGAAAAGUUAAUUAAGCUUGUGUUAAUCGGGUAAAUGCUACUUUGAGACAUAAGAGCAAGUCGCGUACCAGAUAAUUGGAACUGGAGAGUCAUGUACCAGUGUGCCUGGUUUGGCAUUUGAUGUUGGCUCUCUGAUUUUUUAAUUCAUGUCAACCUUAUUCUAGCUGGCUUCCAUGAAUAAUAUGUUUAUAUUUGUGUCCUCUCUUGUCUUCUUGGUUGUCUCCCUUGUUCAGAAGACAGCUGGUUCCCCUUUCUGAGCAGUGAGUCUGUGCCAAAGACGAAGAGCAGCAGUAAAAGAAAGGCCACCACUGAUGUGACUGAAGAGAGCCCAAGAAAGAGAGGCAGGCUCACCGCCACUGCUGAAGACCACCUUGAGACCUCCAAAGGGAACCUUCACGUCUCAUCAGCAGAAAUUUUCUAUUCCAACACAAGUGGUAAGAUAGCAAAGAAAUGAAAUUUUUACAUAAAGGCCUUAUGAAAUUCAAUGUUGAGUAUGUUUGAUCAUUGCAGUACAAUUCUUAGUAGUAAGUAAGACUAGUUUUAUUAAACUGUUUUUGUGUUUCUUGUUUUUGUAGCUGCCCUCCACGCAAAAUAUACAGAGAGGGACCUGCUUGGAGUAGGAGGAUACGGUGCAGUCUAUGAUGGAUUUAGAAAUGAGGACAAUCUACCAGUAAGAUUAAAUGUUCCAUACACCAUACACUUUAUGUACCAGUGUAUAAACAUCCCCAUGCUUUUUCGCUUUGUACUCAGUGUGAGCUAACCAUGGUCUUCCUGUGUUUCCUUUAGGUUGCCAUCAAACAUAUUCCUCAAUCACGCGUUAAGCGCAUAUCGGUAAGUAAGGGACUGUGUCCACUCACAGCUGUUGAUUUUUAUAAACUGACAGCGCCCAAUUCUCAGUUUCAGACACUUUUUACAAUGUUAUUUUGUUUAAAAAAAUGUCCUCUGUCACUUCAGUUCCAUGACAAGUGACUGAUUUUAGUCUGUGAGAAAAUGCUCCAUAUUUUUUUUAUUCUAUUUUUUUAUUUUAAGAUUAACGAGGAAAACAUCGACUCUGUCCCCCUGGAGGUGGUGAUCAUGCAGAAAGUGCAGUCAGGCACCCCAGGAACCAGUGCAGUCGUGGCCCUGCUUGACUGGUACGAUCUAGAAGAGGAGCUGAUACUCGUCCUAGAGAGACCAGUGCCCUGCAUGGAUCUGUUUGAUUAUGUGUUACGAACAGAAUCCCACAUAACAGAGAGUGAGGAAAUAGUAAGUACUUGAUGAAAUGAGUUUUGCAGUGUUUUCUUUUUGCACUGUCUGCACCAUGAUACUCAAUCUGUGUGUAUCUCCCUUUCCACCUCAGAUCCUGACAAAACAGUUGGUAGAUGCCCUCAUAGAGAUCCACUCAAGAGGAGUUUUCCACAACGACAUCAAGUUGGACAACUUCCUGAUCGAGUAUGGCUCUGCAGUCCCUCGUGUGAGACUUAUAGACUUUGGCUGCAGCACUUUUCUGACUGAGGGGACGUACCAUUCACGGCAAGGUAAGCUGUCUCUCAAUAAACAUUGUUGUUUAAGGGCUUUCCACAAGCAUCAGGUAGUCAGUCAAUGUAAAAAAGUAGGCCACUUACAGUGUUAGCAGUCACUGUAUGAACUGAGUUUGAGAUUUUAAAAUAUCAGAUAUAAGUUUGCAGUGGCCUUUCUUGCCAAUAGCCAGUGUCUGUGGAAAGCCCUGUUCUCUUUUUGAAACCUACCAAACAAAGUUGCUGUGUCAGUCCACAACAUCUUUCCUAAUCUCCUCUGUGUGUGUGUGUGUCUUUUGUAGGAACCUCUGUGUUUAGCUCCCCUGAGUGGUUCAUCACGAAGAGCUACAGAGCUGAACCAGCUACAGUAUGGCAGCUUGGAGUAGCAGUUUAUACUAUGGUUCAUGGAUGCUAUCCUUUUGAUACCACUGAGGAAGUCAUUUACAACGAGCUACAUGUCGACAGAAAACUUUCCAACAGUAAGUAAUCACACCCACAUAAAGUCAGUUUAAGCACAGUUAGAUCCACAGUAAGUGUUUGUAUUCGACCAUUGACCAUUUCUGUUUUGUCUCUCCAGACUGCAAGGAUUUUCUGUUCAAGAGUCUGUCUAAAAAUCCAGAGACAAGAGCAACCCUGGCAGCACUAAGGGACCACCCUUGGCUGGCAUAAAACAAACAAACAAACAAAUAAAUAAAGAAACACAAAGGCUCACUGAGAAGUACAAGUCUGAGGUCCUCAUUGUCAAACCAGAGCCAAAGAUCUAGUCUCACAUAGACCAGAGCAUCCCAAGC
This is a messenger RNA of Xyrichtys novacula (pearly razorfish), 3688 nucleotides long. Lineage: Eukaryota; Metazoa; Chordata; Actinopteri; Labriformes; Labridae. The record is from the annotation of a GenBank genome assembly.